Molecule: messenger RNA, 1965 nt
Organism: Macrobrachium nipponense
Lineage: Eukaryota; Metazoa; Arthropoda; Malacostraca; Decapoda; Palaemonidae
Exons: 6
Coding region: 175-1683 (502 amino acids)
Source: RefSeq, a predicted model, not a curated record
CCCAGACAACAAACAUGCCAGUAGAUCUUGGGGCUUCCCUGGCGGAACAUAAGGGCCUAGUGGUGUGGGAGUGAUUUUUAAGACAAUCGACGUGAAGUAGAAGGAAUGAACCAUAUGUAGGCAGAAGGAAUGAACUAGCACUUAACAUAAGGUAUCGAUAUUUUUCUCUUAAGGAUGGGUUUUUCUGGCAAGAGCAAAAACCGAAAUUGGUUCCGGUGUAGCCAUACCCCUGAGAAUGGUCCACCCACUGUUCCCUUGAUAACCGUGGGUAUAAUUGGGCUUACCUGCUACAUAACAGCAAUGUUCUUUAGUCUUAAGAAUGGCUUCAGAAUUGCAGAUGUGGGAGAUCAUUUGGCUGCAUAUGGAACUGUGGUGCUGUUGCUUGUUGAUUUCGCCUACAUUUUCUACACCUUGAAAAUUAUAUUCUGCAUUAAGAGUAACACUUUCCCCACAUGGCCGGAAGUCAGAGACCUUCGUGACACGAUCAUGCGCCUGUCCUCUAGCUUCAUCGUUGGAGUGAGUCUCAUUUUGGUAGCAUAUGAUUGGUUCACGGAAUUCGGCCACAUAAAAGAAACUGGUGUUUCGAUACUUGAAAUGACUGAGGGCGCUUUAAGAAAUCUUACAGACUUGGUUACAAGCAACAGUACUCUGGAUGAAAACUCUGACAAGUUUCGACUAGACCAAUUCAGGCCCGCUGACGGUAUAACCAUCCCAGUAUCUUCGUCUAACGCAACUAUAGAGGGUGAAGCAUUGUCCAACAAAACACUAAAUGAAUAUAUGAAUAGCAAGGAGGAUCAUAGAUCUUAUACGAGGGAUAACCCUCCCUUUGUCAGUUUGUUCUUCUCGAGCUUCUCGUUUUGCAUAGCUGGAGCUACGAUCAUCAUUGCUGCAAUUUUUGAGAAAAGGAGUGCUGACGCAUUAGAGAUGGUGAAGUUAUGCCUUUCUGAUUACCCAUUUUCUGAGGAAACCGAACUAUUGCUCCCUGCGAGCUCCAGACGCUGGGUACCUUCUCGUGGAGUUAGAGUUAAAGAUAAUUCCACUGCCACUUGUGGACACGGGCCACGCUCUCGUCAUUACUUUGAGACAACUGAGGCUGCAGGAGUAAUGUCUGAAGAUGAAUCAAACAUGGCUUCAACUUCAUCCCCCAGGCUAUGCUACCAAGAACAAGCACAAUUUUCACCAUAUGACAGUGAAGGAAAUUCUGCAGUUGCCAGGAGAGUGCGUUUUUGUGAACAAUCAGGACCCACGAAUCUCUACCCUUAUUACGGUUCUGGAACUAGACAUUACUGGUGUUCAGUUUGUAACUCUACAUUAGCCCCUUCUUCUCCAAAAUUAGAGAAUAGUGCCACAAAAGUAACUCGAAAAAGCUCGGGCAUUGAUCUAGAGGAAAAUGGAAUAGGAAUCGGCCAGGCUAUAUCAAAUGCAAAGGCCAGCAGGGAGAGUUUUCCUGUUGAUGUCGUCGUUCACGCUGAAGGGUCGCGGCCACCAGUCUGUCAAAAACCAGCAGCGGAACUUUGUUUGGAACCUGCUGCUACAGGCACAGCAAAGAUGGUAAGACCACAAGGAACACUGCCACGGAAUGACUUGGUAUUUCAGGCAUCGCACCAACAUAGAGCAACUGAGCUUUUCCAGUCGGCAGACCCUGUACAUAAAGGAGAUUUUAUUGAAAUGACUGAAAUCUAAAUUUGAAACUUUUAAAAGGCAGUUAACGUCCGAAGUAAAACUAGAGUUCCAAAAGGAAGAUUGUAUUUUUAGCUUGACGGAAUAGCUUGUUGCAGCAGAGGUCUUUUAACCUAGUAUAAACUUUUGAAAGUGUGUUUUUGCUAAACAGAACGUAAGUUUGAUAUUGACACUACCUGUAUCGGUAGAACAUUUGGGUUUAAUUUGUAAGUUUAGUCUUAUUAUAUGAGCAGCUGCUGAUGAAAGUUUUAAUAUGAUGCUAACAAAGAAAUUUCUUUUUAUUCA